Messenger RNA from Talaromyces stipitatus ATCC 10500, 1192 nucleotides. RefSeq lists its product as uncharacterized. Gene Ontology annotation, biological process: mRNA cis splicing, via spliceosome. The record is from RefSeq and is a predicted model, not a curated record. Lineage: Eukaryota; Fungi; Ascomycota; Eurotiomycetes; Eurotiales; Trichocomaceae. Gene Ontology annotation, cellular component: spliceosomal complex; cytosol. The transcript is spliced from 2 exons. The coding region runs from base 104 to 1153 and encodes 349 amino acids.
GAACGUCAAUCAUCCUGUCUGCAGCCAAUUCCAGCACAAUAAGCGGAAAUCAAAGAAAAUUGAAUCAAAUAGGAGUUUCUGUGAAAGUUUGAGGAGAACAACAAUGGAAGUUUUACAGAACUCCCCUUCGGCCAGCUCCUUCACUCCCCUCGCCGAACAUCAAUCACGCACCCCUCAAUCCUUCUAUGGUGGUCCUCCAGUACUGCAUUACCAUAGCUCACGAUGCAAAGUGGUCAUUUUAGAAAGUGAUAUUAGCGCAUCUCCAGCAUUGAAUACCCUCCGCGGUGGAGCGCCUGUUGCUAAUGGAUCAUCGGAGGUUGCGCCUGAACCGCAAGAAGGAAAAGAAAUCGUAAUUGAUGGGGUUGAUGUUUUUGUAACAUCUGACAAAUUCCUCCUCUACCGCACAGAAGCAAAUUCCGGCAUAGCUUUACCUUAUCCGCUCAUCUCUCUCCAUGCAAUUCAACGACUCCGUCUGCCUGACACACCCGAGAAUGAACAGGAAGGGCAAGGCCUGUACAUGCAAAUUGCUAAACCUACGCCUGCGGACGGAACAGGCGCAGAGGAAGACGAAGAAGAAGACAGUAUCACGCUGACCAUUGUCCCCCCAUCCGUGACGGAAGCUGCUAGUUCUGCACUUGGCUCAUAUUCAGCGGGUACAGAGAUGACCGGCCUUGUGGCAGAGGAAAUGGCAGCUGAACAAGGAAAUGCAGAGGCGAAACCUGAAGAAACCGCAACACAGGCUCUUUACGCAGCCGUAUCUGCCUGCUCAAAUCUACAUCCGGAUCCUGUCGCGCCCGGCGAAGAAGGAGAUGAUGACUAUUAUGGCAACUACGAAGAUUCUACUGAGCAACCGGGGGUUGGUGGGAUAUUGCAAGCUGCCGGAUUGAUCGUACCGGGUGCUUCUGAUGGUGGCUUACCACCUCCGGUAGAUGGUAGUUCGGGUUGGAUUACCGCUGAAAAUAUGCAUGAGUAUUUUGAUGAGGAGGGCAAUUGGAUAGCUGAUGGAGAGCCUCCUGCUUCUAUGACUUUGCCGGGCUUGGGCCCCGGCGCUGGCAAUGUGCAUGGUAGGAAUGAUGGGGAUCAGGUCGAAAACGGUGAUGGUGCCGGAGAAAAGAAUGGGGAUGGAGAGACGAAAUGGCGGAGGACGGACUGAAGCAAGACUCUUUGCGGUCAUAUAGAUAGGCAAUAGUAA